Messenger RNA from Corythoichthys intestinalis (scribbled pipefish), 2336 nucleotides. It is a transcript of the gene arsj, whose product is annotated as arylsulfatase family, member J. The record is from RefSeq and is a predicted model, not a curated record. Bases 82 to 1689 code for a protein of 535 amino acids. NCBI's taxonomy places the organism in Eukaryota, Metazoa, Chordata, Actinopteri, Syngnathiformes, Syngnathidae. The transcript is spliced from 3 exons.
UCGGCGGAAUGACGCACGCGCACGGAUGCGUUCGACGAAGCGACACAAGGAAGUUCGGUAGGGGCUCGCGACGGCUGCAGAAUGUUGAUUUUGUGGGUUCCGCUCAGUUUACUACUCGGCGUGAUCGUGUCUCGCACUUGGAGCUCCAACUGGGCUUCGGAGUUCCCCAGAUCGACGCCGCCGCACAUUGUUUUCAUCCUGGUGGACGAUCAGGGCUUCCGGGACGUGGGCUACCACGGGUCCGAGAUCAAGACGCCCACCCUGGAUCGACUGGCGGCGCAGGGAGUCAAGCUGGAGAACUAUUACGUGCAGCCUCUGUGCAGCCCGUCUAGGAGCCAACUUAUGACCGGCAGGUACCAGAUCCAUACGGGGCUCCAGCACUCCAUUAUCCGAGCCACCCAACCCAACUGCCUGCCCUUGGACCACGUCACCCUGCCGCAGAAGCUGAAGCAAGCCGGCUAUUCCACGCACAUGGUGGGCAAGUGGCACCUGGGCUUCUACAAACGGGGCUGCCUGCCCACCCGCCGUGGCUUCGACAGCUUCUUCGGCUCGCUCUUGGGAAGCGGCGACUACUACAGCCACUACAAGUGCGAGGGUCCCGGCAUUUGCGGAUACGACUUGUACGAGGGCGAGGAAGCCGCCUGGGAGCAGGACCGCGGUUUGUAUUCCACGCUGAUGUAUACGCAAAAAGCCGUCAGCAUCUUGGCCAAUCACGACCCUCGGGAGCCCUUGUUCCUCUACUUAGCCUAUCAGGCGGUGCAUUCCCCGCUUCAGGUUCCGGCUCGCUACCUGGACCGCUACAAGGGGAUCGUCAAUCCCAACCGUCGAAAAUACGCGGCUAUGGUUUCCUGCCUGGACGAAGCCGUGCAUAACCUGACCCUGGCGUUGAAACGCUACCGUUACUACGACAACACGGUCAUCGUGUACUCCUCGGACAACGGCGGGCAGCCGCUAGUUGGCGGCAGCAACUGGCCCCUAAGGGGGAGCAAGGCCACACUGUGGGAAGGGGGCAUCCGGGCGGUGGGGUUCGUCCACAGUCCCUUAUUAGCAAAGAAAGGCACCAAGUGUCGGUCCUUGGUGCACAUUACCGACUGGUUUCCUACGUUGGUCGCCCUGGGCGAAGGGACUCUGGACGAGGACCUGGACCUGGACGGCUACGACGUGUGGGAAGCCAUAAGCGAGGGUCUCCCCUCGCCCCGCCAAGAUAUCCUCCACAACAUCGACCCUAUUUACGUGAAGGCCAAAAACGGCUCUUGGAAAGCGGGCCACGGCCUGUGGAACACGGCGGUGCAAGCGGCGUUGCGGGUGGGACACUGGAAGCUCCUGACGGGGGUUCCUGGGUACAGUGACUGGGUACCUCCGCAGACCUUCUCCACACAGCGGCUGAGCCUGCGCUGGCACAACGAGCGUGUCCGAUGGGACCGUGGCAAGUCCCUGUGGCUCUUCAACAUCACCUCCGACCCUUACGAGCGGGUGGAUUUAUCGCAGCGCUACCCGCACGUGGUCAAGAAGAUGCUCACGCGGCUGGUCCAGUUCAACAAAACGGCGGUGCGAGUGCGCUACCCGGCUAAAGACCUGCGUUCCAACCCGCAGUACAACGGGGGCGUGUGGGGUCCCUGGUACAAGGAGGACAUUGGGGAGCGAUACAACCAUUUGUUUAGCAACCAUCUGAGUAGCAGAGGGGAGUGAUGAGUAGUUGUCUUUGUGAAAGUUUCUCAGGGAAUUCCAGGAUUUCAACUAGGACUGGGGGAACAUUAGCUACUUAAGAACAUUUUAACAUGGAAUGUCUGAAAUACUGUAUAAAACCAAGAGAUUAAGAAAAGAGCUUUCAGAUUACUGGGAUAACGUGGGAGCUAUAAUGGAAAAACAUGCUCAUGCUAGGUGAAAAUCUGUGUUUGAAAACAAGUAAAUUUAGCAAAGUAUGAGUGAAAAGUCCUAGCAUAAUGAGAGUAAAGUAGGAAUAUUACAAGAAAAAGUUAAGCUAAGCGCUAAUGCUAGCCAUAUAGAGAAUAAAUUGGCAUGUUUACAAGUCAUGUUUUUAUAUUACAAAAAAAAAAGCAAUGGUAGUAUGAUAGCCAGUAUAAAAAAGGUUUAAAAAAAUGGAACAUUAAAAUUUGUAAUGCUUGUCAGAAAAUAUUUACGAUAGUAGAGUAAGAGUAUCAUGUAUUAUAUAAUUGUAGAGAAGUGGUUCCUAACUGGGGUUCGGUGAAGGUUAAGAAAAACAAAGCUGCAUUUUGUAUGCUAAAUCUAGACAAAGUAGCGUUUUAGACCAGGUUUUGGACUGGUUUGCCCUCAAUUCCAUCUCUUUCAAAUGCUAGCCCCUGAUCUAAUAAGAG